This is a messenger RNA of Talaromyces stipitatus ATCC 10500, 615 nucleotides long. RefSeq lists its product as uncharacterized. The transcript is spliced from 2 exons. Bases 1 to 549 code for a protein of 182 amino acids. The record is from RefSeq and is a predicted model, not a curated record. Lineage: Eukaryota; Fungi; Ascomycota; Eurotiomycetes; Eurotiales; Trichocomaceae.
AUGACGGCGGAUCUUUAUGAUGAAGAUCAAGUAAUAUGCCAGGAUUUCUCGUAUUUAGAUGUUCUGCACGUCAUUCCCCCGUGUCUUAUGGAAAGAAAAGGAGAAGACUCUGAUAUGGGGGUGGAGAACAUGCAAACCGUGUAUAAAAUACAGAGAAUGCUCGACCCUGACGUUAUCGAAUCUAUCAAGGGCUCUAACAUCAAUCGACCAUCAAACGCUCUGACAAUGGACAGUGGCAUGCUCGCUCUUAACUUCAGAAAGUUUCAAAUUCGCUUUGAACAAGUAGUCGAAUCCACUACACCGCAUACCUACAAGAUUGAUAGUUCAGGUUUUCCUUUUUUGAGGAAAGAUCCUGUUACUAGGACUCUCUACCUUAUGCCUGAUGAGUCUAUUGAGUCACUUUCGCCGGCGCUCCUUAGCAUACAUUGUUCAAUUGGACGCAUUCUCAAUCUUAGUGGUGCCAAGAUCUAUACCAGGGGUACUAUUAAUCGGUUACAGGACCUGCCGGAGGAUGCAUUUGUAUCUGAAGAUGGACACUCCUAUCGAUGAAUAUGUCAAGGUUAAGCCUGGUAGAGGAUCGAUACGCCUUUAUCAGAUUAGAUCAAAUCACAUGCU